GCACGCACCAAGUACAGGUAAUCAAAUCAUAGGACUAUACUGAAGGUCGAAAGAACACGGAGACCAUGUUGGAUUCUUAAAGUGAAUAACUCGUGUGAAGCUGACACCCAAAAUGCACCCACGGCGUAGUGCCCAAGAAGUCCUACUGUGUGACCUCUGUGUAACUGUCCCCCUACAGAGUCAUUGUGAACUUUGUCAUAUAAACCUAUGUACUAACUGUGUAGGAAAACACCUCUCCGAUUCGUCCACUACACACAACAUCGUAUCCUUUAAACACAGGAAGUCUACCCCUAACUACCCAAAAUGUUCAGACCACGCCGAAAAACACUGUGAAAUUUUCUGUGAGAAAUGUGACAUUCCAGUCUGUUCUACCUGCGUCACCUCAGGUAAACACAAAGGUCACGAUAUAUCAGAUGUUCUGGAAAAACUCAGCACCAAAACAGAAAGUUUACAAUACGAUUUAGAGGAACUGGAGACCAGACUUUAUCCCCGACAUGAAGAAAUGGCCUCCGAUGUCCAAACUGAGAAAGCGGAGUUAGAGACGAAUUGCGGUAAACUGAUAAUAGCUGCCGAACAACAAGGAGAAGUCUUGCAACGGGAGAUCGCCACCAUCGUUAACCAACGGAAAUCUGUCAUUACGGAGAUGAAAAACAAACAUAUGGCUGUCUUAGAUAAAAACCAAGAUGAAAUCACACUCAGAAUUACCGAACUCAGACAGAUGAUUCAGGACCUGAGGAAAAUACUGGACUCCAAUGAUGUCUCCCUAAUGUAUACGUACAAAUGUAAAAAUGCCGAGUUUAAAAGAUUACCUCCUAAAAUAAAAGUUACAUCACCAAGUAUUCCUCCUCAAAAAUUAAACAAAGAAAAGCUCCGUGAGAUGUUUGGUUCUCUGCCAUCAUUAUCCAUUAAGACAGAAGAACAAGGGUACACAAAGAAGACACCAGAAGCUGUAUCGUCUGCUUCCGCCAAAGCACUGCUUGAUGAACCGCGACUCGCCGCCACCAUAGACACUGGGUAUGAAUAUCUAUCCAGUGUUAGCUGUCUCAGUGACGAAUACGUCUGGACACGUGGGGAUAAGAAAAUCAUGAAGCUCCUCAACCUCCAGAGUCAACUACUGACAUCCAUAAAAACCAAGUCAGGAAACGAGCCACGGGAUAUAACGGUGACACGGGAAAGAGAUCUUGUUUAUACUGAUCCUGAUAAAAGAACUGUAAAUCUAGUGAAGAAUACACAGAUUCAGACCGUGAUCAGACUACGGGGGUGGUUACCACUUUAUAUCUGCAGUUCCUCCUAUGGUGAUCUCCUGGUUACCAUGAUCAGUGAUGAUUACAAACAAUCCAAAGUUGCGCGUUACUCUGGCUCCACAGAGACACAAAGCAUUCAAUUUGAUGGUCACGGUAGACCUCUCUAUUCAUCUGGUGACAUUAAAUACAUCAGCGAGAACAGGAACCUGGAUAUCUGUGUCGCUGACUAUGAAGGUAAAACAGUAGUGGUGGUCAAUCAGUCAGGAAAACUCCGAUUUAGAUACACUGGUCAUCCUUCAAAUACCAAGAAAUCAUUUGAUCCAGUCGGCAUUACUACAGACAGCCAGAGUCACAUCCUGACAGUAGACUAUAGAAACCAUCGUAUACACAUCCUAGAUAAGGACGGACAGUUCCUCCGUUACCUUCAGGACUGUGGUUUACGCCGUCCAUACGGUUUAUGUGUGGACACCAGAGACAACCUCUUUGUGGCUGAGUGGAACACCGCUAAAGUAAAGAAAAUUCAAUAUCUAUGAACAGAAUGCCAACUAAAUCCCAACACUGUGUUACUUACAUCUAUCAACACUGUUGAUUACCACUUUAAACACCUUGUUCAUUACUGAUAUAAACACUAAACGGACAAUUUCCCGUUACCUUGACAA
Messenger RNA from Ostrea edulis (European flat oyster), 1903 nucleotides. RefSeq names its product tripartite motif-containing protein 2-like. NCBI's taxonomy places the organism in Eukaryota, Metazoa, Mollusca, Bivalvia, Ostreida, Ostreidae. The record is from RefSeq and is a predicted model, not a curated record. Gene Ontology annotation, molecular function: zinc ion binding; ubiquitin-protein transferase activity; protein binding. The transcript has 2 exons. Gene Ontology annotation, cellular component: nucleoplasm; chromatin. Gene Ontology annotation, biological process: positive regulation of DNA-templated transcription. The coding region runs from base 113 to 1777 and encodes 554 amino acids.